UGUUGUGGUUGGGAUUCCUGUGUCCAGAAGAAUUUCAAGAUGGCAGACAGAGAGAAACCUACUGUUUUGGURACAGGUUUUGGACCAUUUGGUCCACACAARGUAAAUUCAAGUAUGGUGGCAGUUAAGGGACUUGUUGAAUCGGAUAUAACUAAUCUCAUUGACUUAGUCACAGAGGAAUUGCCCGUAAUAUAUGAAUAUGUUCAAAAUGAGGUGCCAAACUUGUGGAAAAAGCAUAAACCCAAGUUAUGCAUUCAUGUUGGAGUGCAUGGAUUAACAGACAAAGUUUUACUUGAAACAUGUGCACAUAAUGACGGAUACCAAUGCAAACCAGACAUUAAUUUCAAAGUAAACAGCACAGACCACUGUGUACAAGGUGCCCCAGAAUUACUACAUACCCCAAUUGAUCUAAAAACUAUACAUAAAAAGGCAAAAGAAAAAGGAGUUCCUUGUGAAAUAGCUUUAUCAGAUGAUCCUGGGAGAUAUUUAUGUGAUUUUACAUACUUCACAUCACUUCACCAUGGUGACAGUCCCACUGUAUUUAUUCACCUACCACCAAUCCAAGGACCAUACACAUGCGAAGAAAUGGCAGAGACAUUAAAAAUAAUAAUCCUCUUAAUUUUAGAACAGAUUCAAUUAUUGUGAUAAUAACUACAAUUUAAUGCAUCAAAUACACCGACAGGGUUGGAUCUAUGGGAGGGGUUAUAGGGGUUGCCCUAAAACAGUGCGAAAAUGUGAUUGUGACUAUAUUUUGGAUGAAUAUUUGGAAACUAGGCCUAUUUSAGAACAUUAAUUAAAACUGCUUCUCGUUUAGUGUUUAACAAUAAUAAUAUUUGUGAAAAUGUUCAAGUAUAUAUAAUUUGCCCAUGAUAUUGCCAAAUCUCUACCAACUUAAAACCAUAACCCCUUUUUSAAAAACUCCUUUAUCCACCCUGAAUGUGUCAGCUUUUKCUGCCUUUAACUCAACAUAAUUUAACAGCAAAAUAGUUCACUGGCAAUCUAGUAUCACAACUUGUAYCAUAUCGUGGAAGUCAAAUCUAAAUCAGCUAGCAGACUUUUACAUGUAGUUGUAAAUAUAAAUAAUUAAUAAAUUUUGAACGAUUUUUUUUGAAACAUCUAAAAUAUGAAAUUAUUUGUAGGUGGUUUUCUAUCCAUUUGGGAGACAAAAUAACUGAUUCUCGUUCCAAGGAGAGAACACCUUUUGUGUAAUCCCUCGAACAGCUUCUCCUUGUCAGACUUCCUUGUGGCAGGGACAGGAAAUCAGACAAAGUGAGGUGAUGAUUGAAGACUUCAAAUUAAGCUACUGYGACAUCACACUUACAAAGGGUCUACAUUUUGAAUCUAAUACCMUUUCUAAACAAACAAUUAGCUCUAGAAAUCCUGUUAGAAAUUCACUAAAAUGUCAAUAGUCAAUAAAAGAGCUUUGAAAUAAAACAGUUUAUGUUA
Exaiptasia diaphana is the source of this 1446-nucleotide messenger RNA. RefSeq names its product pyroglutamyl-peptidase 1. The transcript has 6 exons. The record is from RefSeq and is a predicted model, not a curated record. Gene Ontology annotation, cellular component: cytosol. The coding region runs from base 40 to 645 and encodes 201 amino acids. Gene Ontology annotation, biological process: proteolysis. Lineage: Eukaryota; Metazoa; Cnidaria; Anthozoa; Actiniaria; Aiptasiidae. Gene Ontology annotation, molecular function: pyroglutamyl-peptidase activity.